CGUUCGGGUAUGUCCCCUUCUCGCUUCGUUAGCCAGAGCUAUUUGGUUAGCUAGAUAUUUUGUUAGCUAUAUAUAUAUAUAUAUUGGAUACCUUGUACGGGAUAUAUGGACGUGAUGGGAUUGAUAUAACAGGCAAAAAAACCUAAGCUAGCAUCAACAUCUUUUUUUAAAAGUGCAACUAUGUUCGGUCGGUCACGGAGUUGGGGAGGAGGACAGGGGAAAACAAAAAAUAUUCAUUCCCUGGACCAUCUCAAGUAUAUGUACCAUGUCCUGACUAAGAACACCACGGUAACCGACAGCAACAGGAACUUGCUGGUGGAGACCAUUCGCUCCAUCACUGAGAUACUCAUCUGGGGAGACCAGAACGACAGCUCCGUCUUCGACUUCUUCCUGGAGAAGAAUAUGUUUGCGUUCUUCCUGAAUAUCCUUCGCCAGAAGUCCGGUCGCUACGUCUGUGUCCAGCUACUUCAGACGCUCAACAUCCUGUUUGAAAAUAUCAGCCACGAGACGUCGCUCUAUUACCUGCUGUCCAACAACCACGUCAACUCCAUCAUCGUUCACAAGUUUGACUUCUCAGACGAGGAGAUCAUGGCUUAUUAUAUCUCCUUCCUGAAGACCCUGUCACUCAAACUGAACAACCACACUGUCCACUUCUUCUAUAACGAGCACACUAAUGAUUUUGCCCUGUACACCGAGGCCAUUAAGUUCUUCAACCACCCGGAGAGCAUGGUCCGUAUCGCAGUCAGAACCAUCACACUGAACGUCUACAAGGUGGACAACCAGCACAUGCUGCACUACAUUCGAGACAAGACGGCGGUCCCUUACUUCAGUAACCUGGUCUGGUUCAUCGGCUCCCACGUCAUAGAGCUGGACAAGUGUGUUCAGACAGACCAAGAGCAUCGUAACCGGGGGAAGCUGAGUGACUUGGUAGCAGAGCAUCUCGACCAUCUCCACUACCUGAACGAUAUCCUGACGAUCAACUGCGAGUUCCUGAACGAUGUCCUGACAGACCACCUGCUCAACCGCCUGUUCCUGCCUCUCUACGUCUUCUCUCUGGUCUGCCCUGAGCAGUCUGAAGAUCGUAAGAUCAACCCUCAGGUGUCCCUUAACCUACUGUCACAGGUGUUUCUCAUCAUCCACUACCAGCCGCUGGUCAACUCUCUGGCUGAAGUCAUCUUCAACGGAGACCUGUCUGUCUUCACACAGCACAGAAACACAGUCAGCGCAGGCGUCCGUCGCUUCACCAAGCCUCCUGAGUCUCUGGAGCGGUCUCUCGAGCUGUCCUGCAAUCGGGGGCGCAAGCGAGCUCAGAAACGCCCCAACUAUAAGAACCUGGGAGAGGAGGAGGAGGAGGAGGAAGAGGAGAGGCCGGGGGGAGGAGAGGAGGGCUUGGAGGACAGCGAGAGAGCGAGGGAGAAGGCUAAAGGUACAGAAGGGAGCAGUAAGGGAAGCAGCAGGACAAGUGGGGAGAUGGAAGAGAUAGAGAUGGUGGUGAUGGACAAGGGGAAAGAGACGUUGUCGUCGACGACGGAACAGAAUAUCACCGACGAGGAGAAGACUGCUGCCGCUGCUCGCACACAGAGGAGGAGACCGUUCCUAGACAUGGUGUACAGUGCUCUAGAUUGUAGUGAAGACGAUUACCAUGCUCUGUUUGUGCUCUGUCUUCUCUACGCCGUGUCACACAGCAAAGGUAUCAACCGUGAGUUGUUGGAGAGGCUGCAGCUACCAGUCCCAGACCAGGAGAGGAGCUGCUACAGCCAGGUGUUGGUGGAGAGACUCAUACGAGUGAUGAACGUGGCCGCACAACCAGAUGGUAAGGUACGUCUGGCUACUCUGGAGCUGAGCUGUCUGCUGUUGAAACGGUCCGUCCUCUCCUCUUCCUCCUCCUCUUCCUCCUCUCCUGCUCACUGCAUCAUCAAGGACGUACACCUGGCCUGUCUCGAGGGAGCCAGAGAAGAGAGUCUGCAUCUCCUACGGCGUUUCUAUAAGGGGGAGGAGAUCUUCCUGGACAUGUUUGAAGAUGAGUACAGGAGCAUGACGAGUAAGCCCCUGAACGUGGAGUACCUGAUGAUGGACGCGUCCGUUCUACUUCCCCCUACUGGUACUCCUCUGACUGGAAUAGACUUCGUUAAGAGACUGCCCUGUGGAGGAGUAGAGAAGACCAGACGGGCCAUCCGUGUGUUCUUCAUGCUGAGAUCGUUAUCUCUCCAGCUGCAGGGAGAACCAGAGACGCAGCUUCCUCUCACUCGCUCUGAAGACCUCAUCAAGACCGACGAUGUUCUGGACCUAAAUAACAGUGAUCUGAUAGCCUGUAUGGUGGUCAGUAGGGAAGGAGGUCAGGCUCAACGGUUCCUGGCGGUGGAUGUUUACCAGAUGAGUCUGGUUGAACCUGAAACUAAACGGUUGGGCUGGGGAGUGGUCAAGUUCGCUGGUCUGCUACAGGACAUGCAGGUGUCUGGUGUAGAGGAUGACAGCAGAGCUUUAAACAUUAUCAUCCACAAACCCUCGUCCAACCCCCACGCCAAGCCCCUCCCCAUCCUGCAGGCAAACUUCAUAUUCGCCGACCACAUCCGCUGCAUCAUCGCUAAGCAACGCCUGGCCAAGGGCAGGAUACAGGCCAGACGCAUGAAGACACAGAGGAUAGCAGCGUUACUCGACCUUCCUGUCCAGCCCAGUUCGUCAGAGGUUCUGGGCUUCGGCCAGACAGGAAACACUGCUGCCGGCGGUCAACUCCCUUUCCGCUUCUACGACCAAUCACGUCGAGCGCCCAACGACCCCACCUCACAGAGAUCUGUGUUCGCCUCCGUUGACAAAGUUCCAGGGUUUGCGGUGGCCCACUGUGUAUCUCAGCACAGCCCGUCCCCCCUCUCCUCCCCCUCCCCCCCCUCCUCAGGCAGCACCGGACCAUGUGACUCUGUUACAGCCAGUACGAUAUCAGCCAACAGCCCUACAGAUGAGGAGACGUUCUUGGAGCACACCCCUCCUUCGUCCUCCGGUGGAGAGGCAGGAGGAAGAGGAGGAGGAGAGUUAACCGGUUCCCCUGUCCCGUCUGUCCUGGCCCCCAGCCUCACCCCUGCCUCCCAGCCUAACAUCUCUCUACUGACCGACGACAACACAGACUCUCUGAGCGUCGAGUCACUGACCCUGCUGCCCCCCGCUGACCACCUACACGCACUCGGCUCACACACACACCUCGGCUCACACACACACCUCGGCUCACACACACACCUCGGCUCACACACACACCUCGGCUCACACACACACCUCGGCACUGAUACGGCUAUCAGGGAGGAGGAGGAGGAGGAGGAGGAGGAGGAGGGGCUAGAGAAGAGAGAAGGGAAGGAGCCAAAGGAGGAAGUGGAAGGGUCGGCGAUGGAGGAGGAGGAGGAGGAGGAGGAGGAGGGGCUAGAGAAGAGAGAAGGGACGGAGCCAAAGGAGGAAGUGGAAGGGUCUGCGAUGGAGGAAGAGGAGGAGGAGGAGACUGAAACCGAUACAACAAUUCAAGAGACAGCUGAAGCAGAGAUGGGAACGCCUACUGAGCAAGACACGCCCCUAGAGGCAGAGGGAGACACACCCCUUUCUUCUGAGGGAGACACACCCCUUUCAGCUGCAUCAGAAGGGGAGGAGACUGGUCAGGACACACCCACGGGAGAGGAAGCAGAGAAAGACACACCUCCGAAAGAGGACACACCCACCGAAACAGCGUGAUUAAAGAGGACACACCCACAGAAACGCCAUGAUUAAAGAGGACACCCACCGAAACAGCGUGAUUAAAGAGGACACACCCACAGAAACAGCGUGAUUAAAGAGGACACACCCACAGAAACACCCUGAUUAAAGAGGACACACCCACAGAAACACCCUGAUUAGAGGACACACCCACCCUGAUUAGAGGACACACCCACACCCUGUGUGAUAGGAUAGGAGAGUAGUCCCGCCUCUCUAAAAUCACCCCUCCCUUUCCAGUUGUUUUGACCAGCUCUCUGGCUCCUCCCACUAGAUUCAGCAGCCUGCUCGCGCAUGGCUAACGACCAGAGGAGUGUGGAUCCCUGUCUCUGUCUCUCACACAGCAGUAGAGAGCAGAUCCCUGUCUCUGUCUCUCACACAGCAGUAGAGAGCAGAUCCCUGUCUCUCACACAGCAGUAGAGAGCAGAUCCCUGUCUCUGUCUCUCACACAGCAGUAGAGAGCAGAUCCCUGUCUCUCACACAGCAGUAGAGAGCAGAUCCCUGUCUCUGUCUCUCACACAG
Messenger RNA from Oncorhynchus masou masou (cherry salmon), 4248 nucleotides. RefSeq names its product protein CLEC16A-like. The transcript is spliced from 23 exons. Gene Ontology annotation, cellular component: late endosome; endolysosome membrane. Lineage: Eukaryota; Metazoa; Chordata; Actinopteri; Salmoniformes; Salmonidae. Bases 181 to 3708 code for a protein of 1175 amino acids. Gene Ontology annotation, biological process: regulation of autophagosome maturation; endosome to lysosome transport; endosomal transport. The record is from RefSeq and is a predicted model, not a curated record.